Leptopilina boulardi is the source of this 1624-nucleotide messenger RNA. Its product is annotated as phospholipase A1 member A. The transcript is spliced from 7 exons. The record is from RefSeq and is a predicted model, not a curated record. Gene Ontology annotation, molecular function: lipase activity. The coding region runs from base 384 to 1448 and encodes 354 amino acids. Lineage: Eukaryota; Metazoa; Arthropoda; Insecta; Hymenoptera; Figitidae. Gene Ontology annotation, biological process: lipid metabolic process.
GCAUUGCUUGCACGCUCGUCCAGUCUGUCGUACAAUACACCUUCUGUUAUUUACAUGUACGGUGAAGAUUAUUAAACGCCUGAGAUGGUGUAGUCGCGUGCGCCAAUAAAAAAAAAUUAAAAAAAAAAAAAAAAACUUUUAUUAAGUCAAUGGUCAUGGACACACACAUACAGUAGUUCCAUCCCUCUGUAAUCGUUGAUCAGACAUUAAUCAGUGAAUAAUAAAACGCACUAUUCGGACGAGUCGAGGGACUUUCUAAAUUCCCUAUGACUCCUAUACAACCGUCUUUUUUUGUAAUCAAGCACACAUCGGGAAUCACUUUUGCUGAUUUUUCAUCCGGCAACGCGUCCGAUGUUAUAUCAUAAACCACGCGAGCGCGGGAGAUGGCGGUCAGUGUCGUCGGAUAUUUUCUUUUCAUUCUUAUCGUCGGUUUAUUCCUCCAGCAAAACGGUGUAACAGCUCAAAAUCAACAGAAUAAAACUCUAAAGGAUCUUUUCAACAGUACAUCUUGUGCACAACCUCCUUAUAAGUGUCCUCAUCCACAAAUUGAAUUUUAUUUAUAUACAAGAAAAACUCAAAAAGAUCCAGAACUUUUGGACGUUCGAAAAUAUAGAUCGCUACAACGCUCUCAUUUUAAUCCAAAACAUCCAACAAAAAUAAUUAUUCACGGAUUUGGUGGCGGAAGAAAUUUAGCACCAAGUACAGAUUUACGAAACGCUUUUUUUACACGUGGCAGUUAUAACGUAAUUAUUGUCGAUUACGGUUCUUUGGUACGUGAGCCAUGCCUUUCGCAAAUACGAUGGGGACCGGAUUUUUGUUCACGAUGUGUUGCUCAGUUGGUAAAAUACCUGAGGGAUCAUCCACGGGGUAUUCGUGUCGAGGAUAUUCACAUACUUGGAUACAGUGUGGGAGCUCACAUCGCUGGCCUUGUGGCAAAUUAUUUACCAGAUGACAAAUUGGGAAGGAUCACGGGUUUGGAUCCUACGAUAUUUUUCUAUAUGAAUGGGAACAGGUCGAUGGAUUUAGACGAGACCGAUGCUCAUUUUGUAGAUGUGAUCCACACGGGAGCAGGAAUCCUAGGACAGUGGGGUCCAAAUGGCCACGCGGAUUUUUAUGUGAACGGUGGAUCAAGUCAGCCCGGAUGCGCUACGACCUCUCUACUUCAAACUCUGUCCUGCGACCACACCAAAGUCACUCCUUACUACAUCGAAUCCAUAACGACGAAGGUAGGAUUCUGGGCAGCGCCUUGCGGAAACCUAUUCUCCUACCUGAUAGGAUGGUGCAGCCCGAAAGACGAGGAGCUCGUUCUGAUGGGAGAAGAUACCCCACAUUCAGCAAGAGGAAUCUUUUAUCUGUCAACAAACGCACACAAACCGUACGCCCGAGGACUUCCCGGAAAAAGGCUGCAACCGACAAAUCGGAAGCGAUCGUCCUACCGCCAGUAUUAAGUCUACUAAAGCAGUUAAUCAACAUAAUUAUAGAAUAGCUUUAGAACUUAAUGUUUAGCAUCGCAUAGACUUGUAAAGUUAGAAAAUUAAUAUUAACACAAACACAUUUCAUGUGCCUAUUUUUUAAUUAUACUUAAUUCAUUCGUGUCAUUAUUUCGAAUAAAAAUCUUUUUUUA